AUGGCGUCACCGGCACCCAAAUCACCCGAGCAAUCUGACAAAAACAGAAAAUAUGACAGACAGUUGAGGUUAUGGGGUGACCAUGGCCAAAGUGCUUUGGAAAAUGCAAAAGUUUGUCUUAUAAAUGCUAAUUGUUUGGGUACGGAAAUUUUAAAAUCUUUAGUUUUACCAGGAAUAGGUUCAUUUACAAUAGUAGAUGGGAAAAAAGUCACCGACGAUGAUAUUGAGUCUAAUUUUUUCCUGUUGGCCGACAGUUGCGGGAAAUCUCGGGCCGAAGUAACAAAUCAGCUUUUGGUUGAACUAAAUCCAGAUGUUCAUGGUGAUUAUAUUGAUGAAGACAUAGAACAAGUAUUAGAAAAUAAUCCAGAAUUUUUAAAUAAUUUUUCUAUUAUUGUUGCUACUGAGUUAAAAGAAAAAACAUUAAUGGAAUUGUCUAGUAAAUUAUGGGAACUAGAUAUCCCAUUUUUAAAUUGUAAAAGUUAUGGAUUUUUAGGUUAUAUUCGAACUCAAGUUAAAGAACAUACUGUGAUAGAAUCACAUCCUGAUAAUUUGCCUCAGGAUUUAAGACUCGAUAAGCCAUUCCCUGCAUUAAUAGAAUAUGUCAACUCUGUUAAUCUUGAAGAAAUGGAGUUAAAAGAUCAUGCUCAUGUACCAUAUCUAGUUAUUUUAUUUAAAUAUUUAGAGAUUUGGAAAAAAUCAACUGGAAAAGAUUUUCCAAGAAAUUUUAAAGAAAAGGAAUCUCUUAAAGAAAUGAUUAGAUCUGGAAUUCUUAAAAAUGAUGAAGGUGUUCCUGAAGUAGAAGAAAAUUUUGAAGAAGCUAUUAGAGGUAUCAAUUCAGCUGUGAUACCUACAAUUGUUCCUUCUAGUAUUAAACAAAUUUUAGACGAUGAUGCUUGCAUCAAUUUGACCUCUAAGAGUAAACCAUUUUGGGUUUUGGCGAAAGCAUUAAGGGAUUUUAUUGAAAAUGAAGGUAAUGGCUGUUUACCAUUAAGAGGAUCCUUACCUGAUAUGACAGCCAACACAUUUAGUUAUAUUGCUCUACAGCAAAUUUAUCAUACGCAAGCUGCUAAGGAUGCCGAUAUAGUUUUUAGAAGAGUACAACAAUUAUUACGAGAAUUGAAUCAAUCACCUGAUACAAUAUCGGAAGCUGAUACGAAAUUAUUUUGCAAGCAUGCUUCAGAAUUACAAUUAGUGAGGGGUACUUGCAUUACAGAUGAAUAUCAAGGGAAAAAUACUAGUUUACAAAGCAUAGUUUCAGAGUUGGAACCUCCUGGAAGCAUGCUUCUCUAUUAUCUUUUAUUAAGAGGAGUUGAAAAAUUUUAUGGAGAAUAUAAUAGAUAUCCCGGUGAAUGUAAUGAUGAUGUGCAACCGGAUAUCGUACAACUUAAAGGAUGUAUAGCGAAAUUAUUAGGUGAAUGGGGAUCUGGUCCAUUGUCUAAAGAUGAUUACGUUCAUGAGAUUUGUAGAUACGGUGGUUGUGAACUUCAUUCAAUUUCAUCAUUUGUCGGUGGUUGUGCAGCUCACGAAAUAAUAAAAUUAAUUACAAAACAGUAUUUACCGAUACAAAAUACAUUCAUAUACGAUGGAAUGAGUUCAAUUACGGCAACUUUUAGUUUGUAA
This is a messenger RNA of Pediculus humanus corporis (human body louse), 1620 nucleotides long. Its product is annotated as NEDD8-activating enzyme E1 regulatory subunit, putative. The coding region runs from base 1 to 1620 and encodes 539 amino acids. The transcript is spliced from 8 exons. Gene Ontology annotation, biological process: ubiquitin-dependent protein catabolic process; protein ubiquitination; DNA damage response. Gene Ontology annotation, cellular component: nucleus; cytoplasm. Gene Ontology annotation, molecular function: NEDD8 activating enzyme activity; ubiquitin activating enzyme activity. The record is from RefSeq and is a predicted model, not a curated record. NCBI's taxonomy places the organism in Eukaryota, Metazoa, Arthropoda, Insecta, Psocodea, Pediculidae.